Molecule: messenger RNA, 828 nt
Organism: Cotesia congregata
Lineage: Eukaryota; Metazoa; Arthropoda; Insecta; Hymenoptera; Braconidae
Source: the annotation of a GenBank genome assembly
UUAAAAAUUGUAAAGGUGAUGGACAAGAGAGAGUUAGCAUCGUCUUCUAUUUUACGCAUGUUAGAAAUGAAUCACGAUAAUAUACGCUUUAAUGAAGAUAAAUACCAAGACAAAAGUCAUUCCGUAAUAACACUGAGCCGUGAGAAGAUAGCAGAGGUCGGAUCGAUGAGUGAACAAAAACAUGACUCGAUGGACAAUGAAACCGAUAAAGCGCAAGGAUUAAAUUAUCUUGAAAAAGAGAACUUUGAAAGUGAAAUUACAAUUAUGGAUGAUUCCGAAAGUUAUUCUGGAGACAACGGCAAUGUCGAUACUGAUGAUUACCUAAUCUAUCAAAAAUCUAACAUCGCUGAUUAUCUUGUCAAACAGAAUGAGUUUAUCAGCCUCUCUUAUUAUGUCGAGGAUUUUGAGUCGAUAAUUAAUGAAAAAAUCGGAGCUGAAGAGCUUAAUGCAGAAAAUUAUGACAGUAAUCAAAUGUUUGAAGAAAAUGGAUCAAAGUAUCACUGCAAAAAGUGUGACAGGACAUUUGAUGUCUUCAAAUUGUUUGAAAAGCAUAUACUUUACCGGCACACAGGAUUUAAGCGUCACCAGUGUAAAGAAUGUGACUACGCAACUAACAAUUUGUCACACCUGAAGCGACAUAUCAAGACACAUGCCGAACAGCAUAUCACUCACAAUUGCUCACAUUGCAAUUUUACUUGUGAAUCUUCGCGUAGUCUCAAGAAACACGUUUAUACUCACAACAAUCUUCGUCCUUAUAAGUGUCCUUCUUGUCCAUAUGCGAGCGCUACUCUCAAUCAUUUGACUCGACACAAGCUCAUUCAUUCCUGA